GACUUCAUUCCAUUUUCUGUUGAAUAAUAACUCAACGUUGAAAAUGUCCUUUGUGGGGGAGAACUCAGGAGUGAAAAUGGGCUCUGAAGACUGGGAAAAAGAUGAACCCCAGUGCUGCUUAGAAGACCUGGCUGGAAGCCCCCUGGAACCAGGCCCAAGCCUCCCCGCCAUGAAUUUUGUUCACACAAGUCCAAAGGUGAAGAACUUAAACCCGAAGAAAUUCAGCAUUCAUGACCAGGAUCACAAAGUACUGGUCCUGGACUCUGGGAAUCUCAUAGCAGUUCCAGAUAAAAACUACAUAUGCCCAGAGAUCUUCUUUGCAUUAGCCUCAUCCUUGAGCUCAGCCUCUGUGGAGAAAGGAAGUCCGAUUCUCUUGGGGGUCUCUGAAGAGUUUUGUCUCUACUGUGACAAGGAUAAAGGACAAAGUCAUCCAUCCCUUCAGUUGAAGAAGAAGAAACUGAUGAAGCUGGCUGCCGAAAAGGAAUCAACACGCCGGCCGUUCAUCUUUUAUAGGGCUCAGGUGGGCUCCCGGAACAUGCUGGAGUCGGCGGCUCACCCCGGAUGGUUCAUCUGCACCUCCUGCAAUUGUAAUGAGCCCGUUGGAGUGACAGAUAAACGUGAGAACAGGAAACACGUUGAAUUUUCAUUUCAACCAGUUUGCAAAGCUGAAGUGAGCCCCAGUGAGGUCAGUGAUUAGGAAACUGCCCCAUCGAAUGCCUUCCUUGCUAAUUUGAACUAGUUGUAUAAAAACACAAA
Pongo pygmaeus (Bornean orangutan) is the source of this 756-nucleotide messenger RNA. RefSeq names its product interleukin 37 (gene IL37). Gene Ontology annotation, molecular function: cytokine activity. Gene Ontology annotation, biological process: cytokine-mediated signaling pathway; cellular response to lipopolysaccharide; positive regulation of gene expression. Lineage: Eukaryota; Metazoa; Chordata; Mammalia; Primates; Hominidae. The record is from RefSeq and is a predicted model, not a curated record. Gene Ontology annotation, cellular component: nucleoplasm.